CUGCGAUGCUGAGCUGCGCUCUGUCAGAGUCAUACGAGCGGACCUGACAGAGCCCAUGUUGGUAAUGUAUGCGCAGCCUGACGAGGAGGAGGUGGAGCAGGAGAACACCUUUGAGGUGACCGAGGCCAUUCCUGACGUGGAGCUGUUUGGCUACCGUACCACCACGUGCUCCAUCCACGUCCUCAGUGGAGCAUGGAUAGCCUACUCUCACGUGGACUUCUCUGGUGACCAGUAUAUCCUGGAGAAAGGUUUCUACAGUAACUCUGCUGACUGGGGCUCUUCAGACAACCACAUCUGCUCUGUCCAGCCCAUCUUACAGGCUCCAAGUGAAAACCAGGGCAGCGUCAGAAGUGUGGUGAUGCUGUACACAGAGCCAUAUUUCCAGGGUGAAUGCCAUGUGUGUGACAAGAACCAGGAGUCCCUCUCUGAUAAACUCAUCGCCAAGUCCUGCAGAGUGGUGGGAGGAAGUUGGGUGGUGUACGAGGGCCGUGAGUUUUCAGGGAACCUGUACAUCCUGUCAGAAGGAGACUACCCCAACUUCACCAGCAUGGGCUGUCCUCCGAACUGUGUCAUACUUUCACUGAAGACUGUCCCACUGGUAUUCUCAGUGCCCUCCGUCUCACUGUUUGGUCUGGAGUGUUUGGAGGGCAGGGAGAUCACAGUGGACACAGAGGUGGUCAAUAUGCUGGAGGAGGGCUACAACAACCAUCUACUCUCUGUCAGAGUCAACCGAGGCUGCUGGGUGAUGUGUGAGCACAGUAACUACAGGGGACGGCAGUUCCUAUUAGAACCCAUUGAAAUCACCAACUGGCCCAAAUUCAGUCAGAUUUUCACCAUUGGCUCAAUGUACCCAGUACGACAGAGGCGGCACUUCUUCCGCAUCAAGAGCAAGGAGCGAGGUCACUUCCUGUCCAUCCAGGGCGGCGUAGAGGAAAUUAAGUCGGGACGCGUGGUUGUGACCGAGCAGGUGGAGGGCAUGAGCGACAUCUGGUUCUACCAGGAGGGCCUCAUCAAGAACAAGUUGGCUCCUGCUAUGAGCCUGCAGGUGAUGGGGAACGUGGAGGCGGGGGCUAAGGUGGUGCUGUGGUCAGAGACCCGGCAGCCUGUCCAGACCUGGUCAGCCCAGAUGAGAGGCACCAUCUGCAGCCUCACCUUCCCUGGCAUGGUAUUGGACAUCAAGGGUGGCAAGCAGUACGACAGAGACCAUGUGGUGAUUUUACCAGAGAGUGAGGAGAGGCCUUGCCAACAGUGGGAGCUGGAGCUGCUGUAACCUUCCAAUAACCUUCCCUCAACCCACACCCUUCACCCGCUCCUCCAAUACAAUACAUUACAAUAUCCCCAACCCCUCAGAACUCCUGCUUUUGAGCCUGUGGACAUGGCCUUUAGGAAUCACCACAGACUUAACCUUGUGUAAUCAUCGUCAGGCACUCUCAAGAGGAUCUGAGAACAUCUUCAUUGCAGUUAAAGGGUUUUUCUUUAAUACCGUGAAGAUUCAUAUGAGGAUUUACUUUUUGCCUGAAUGUGAGGACAGCAGCAUACGUACGACUCAACAAUAAACAACCAGUGCCUUUAGAUGUGGUCAACUGGAGAGGAUGGGAAGGGUAGUGCUUAUUUUCCCCUCCCUUAAAAUUGGGUUAUUCUAUUUACAGACAUUCUCCCCUCUCAGAUUCUUCCUUGACUUGGAUGGUAUGCCCCGGCUUAGCACACACAGUAGUGGACGGAACCAUUCACUUGAACCCACCAUUGAUUAUUGGGGAGGUCAAGUUAGAUCUACUAUAUGGUGCAUCAUCUGUGGCUACAAGCAGUAUAUUUAAGAUGUAUUCAUGAAGGAAGCCAAAUCUAUGCACAUUAUUUUCUGAAUUGGCUUAUUUUUGUAUUUUAUUUGUAUUUUGUUUGACUAUGUAAUUUACUACGUUUUGGGAAAACAUUGGAUGGGGAGUGUAUUCUUUAUGCAGUAUAAUACAUACACAAUACAUAUAAUAAUGUAUGAUGCAGUGCAAUGACCCUGUGGGCUUUUAUGCAUUUCCUGUCUAAUGCUACUGUGUGUUUUUCAAGGUGGGGUUUCUAUUUCACUAUGGUAUUACUACGGUAUUUUCAUAGAUAUUAAUCAUACAUUGCCAAUCACUGUCAACAUACAGGUUACUUUCUUAUUUUUAUAUAUAACACCAAAUACCUUGCACCUCCAUGCAUUAUUAUUUGAUACCAAAAAUAGAAUGUGAAAAGAAAUAUGAGUGGUUUUAAAAUAUAUAAAUAUUAAAUAAAACUAUCAAAAAUGAAACUGUUAUCAAUUGUUGUUCAAAUGUCUUGUUAAUCUAAAAUGUGUCUUGUUCUUUCAUAGAUCUUCAAUUAAAGAUAAGUUACAGUAUACUGUCAUGUAUUCCAUGGAGAAAGAUAAUCUGGGUCAUCCUGGGCUUUCACGUUAUUAUAAUGCAGACAGGUCAAAGGUGAGGAGUGGUACUGUCUGACUAUCAUCUAGAUUGGCUAUCAAGAUUCACACAGACAUAAUCUAGAAACACUGAGCAAGCUGUUCUGAAUACCAUGGUGAUGUGUGUACAAGAUACAGGACUGUAACGCAUGAGACAAGAAAACUGAUAGUGUAAUAUGUGGCCUACUAUGUACAGAACAUACUAUGCAUAAGUACAUACUAGUAGCUCAAGGUUAAAUAAAUAGGUUUUAUUAGUGGUCUAAUACUUUACAAAAGGCACAUACUGUAGCUCAAGUCUGCAUUUACACAUGCAAUACAAUGAACUAAAUGACAAUAGAGGUAAGACGUAAUGAUACUGGAUACAUUUUAAAUGGUGACUUCUACAUCCAACCAGCUAAAGUGGAACAAAAUCGUACAUUAUAUCCAUCCAACUGAUACACGCUCCAUAACUUCCCAUUGUUGAUAGUGGCCGCACACAGUAAAACCCACAUCUCUCAUAUUUAUUUCUGUACUCCAGGCACAGAGUACAGACAAUAUGCAAGGCACUAGGCGGACACAGUAAGGAAGAGAGUGGACCUUUUCAAUUUUCUCACCAAACCAGCUAAGCAUUGUAUUUGUAAUGGAACUCCAGCUGCCUCUUUGUCUAGUAAAUACCUUCAGAAAGUAUUCACACCCAUUGACUUCAUCCACAUUUUGUUGUGUUACAGCCUGAAUUUCAAAUGGAUUACAUUUAGAAUUUGUCUCUCUGGCUUACACACAAUGCCUGAUAAUAUCAAAGUGGAAUAAUGUUUUUAGAAAUGUUUACAAAUUAAUUAAAAAUUAAAGCUGAAAUGUCUUGA
Coregonus clupeaformis (lake whitefish) is the source of this 3264-nucleotide messenger RNA. RefSeq names its product beta/gamma crystallin domain-containing protein 2. NCBI's taxonomy places the organism in Eukaryota, Metazoa, Chordata, Actinopteri, Salmoniformes, Salmonidae. The record is from RefSeq and is a predicted model, not a curated record. Bases 56 to 1270 code for a protein of 404 amino acids. The transcript is spliced from 11 exons.